Colletotrichum karsti is the source of this 2007-nucleotide messenger RNA. Its product is annotated as capsular associated protein. Lineage: Eukaryota; Fungi; Ascomycota; Sordariomycetes; Glomerellales; Glomerellaceae. The transcript has 2 exons. The record is from RefSeq and is a predicted model, not a curated record. Bases 1 to 2007 code for a protein of 668 amino acids.
AUGGUCAAGUUGUUGUCGCCCGCGUUCCCCCCGCGGAGGCCGUCGAGCCUGCUGCGGUACGCCCUCGCUGCCGUUCUCGUCAUGACCCUGUUCUACUACUUCGACCCGCGCCGAGGCCCUUCGGCGACACAGCUGCAACCGGAGAAGCUGCAGCCGCAGUCGCCACCUCCAAGGCCAGACCCCGUCUCGCUGGCACGACCGCAACAACAAGACGCCGAGAAGCCCAUCCCCGAGCCCGCGCCGAAGCCCGUACACCCCAUCGACGACGAACCCACCGCCGCCGAGGGCUCCGUCCCCAAGCCCGCGGUGCCUGCCUCCUCGUCCGAGCCGCACCCCAUCGACACCCUCAUAAAGGAAGCCGACGAAAACUUCGCGGGCCUGCUGAAGAAGGAGUCCAAGACGCUGACGGCCGCCGCCAAGGCCUACCGUGAGCGCCGCGGCCGCCACCCGCCGCCCGGGUUUGACGCCUGGUUCCAAUUCGCCCAGGAGCGCAAGGCCGUCAUCGUCGAGGACUUCUUCGACCAGAUCUACCACGACCUGCGCCCUUUCUGGGGCGUCGAGCCCUCGCGCAUCCGCAAGGAGGCCGCAGAGUACGAGAUGACCAUCAAAGUGCGUAAAGGACGCGCCACCCGCACGAGCGAAUGGUUCUGGACGGUACAUUGGACAAACAUGAUCAAAACCAUCGAGCACCUCUUGCCCGACAUGGACAUCGCCCUGAACCCGAUGGACGAGCCGCGCAUGGUGGUGCCGCAUGAGGACAUGGCGCAGUACCUCCGGGACGCGGCGAUGACGGAGGGCAUGCCCGAUCCGAAAAAGGUCAUGAACACAUUCCAGGCCCUCCCAAACAGCAAGAAGGAGCUCGAUCGGAAUGUGAAGAUCAAGAGCAAGCAUUGGGAAGAGACAAAACAAUACUGGCUGAUUGCCCGCCGCGGAUGCCCUCCCGACAGCCCCGCGCGACUGGCAGCGACGCAAAAGUCGUUCGACCGACGCCCGAGCAUCGGAACAAAGUACUCGAAGCCACACAUGCGCGACGGCUUCGUGUCCAACUACACCCUGUCGACCGAGAUAUGCCACCAGCCGGACCUGCAGGGCCUCAACGGCAUCUUCAUCGAGCCGCUCAGCACCUCGGCGACGACGGUGCUCUUCCCCAUGUUUGGCGGGUCGAAGCUGGCCAUCAACAACGAGAUCCUCCUCCCGGCGGCCAUGUACUGGACGGAGGAGGAGCGGUUCAGCGGCGGCGGCUACCACGGCGGGCCAUGGAGCCGGAAGAAGGACGCCGUCGUGUGGCGCGGCGUCGCGACGGGCGGGCGCAACCGCGCCAGCAACUGGAGGGGCUUCCAACGGCACCGGUUCGUGGCCAUGAACAACGCGACCAAGGUGUCCGGGGCCGAGGACGGCACGAUGGACCCGGUCAACUUCUCGCUCCCGGACAAGAUGUACAAGCUCGCGGCGCAGGCCGUCAACAAACUCGGCGAGUGGAUCGGGUCGUGGGCGGACGUGGGAUUCACGGAUCUCAUGUGCGAGCCGCAGGGAAAGGCCGGCACGUGCAACUACACCAGCCCGUACUUCAACCUGACGGAGAGCGUCAUGCUCACCGAGAUGUACGACUCCAAGUACCUCCCGGACAUUGACGGCAACAGCUUCUCGGGGAGGUACCUGGCGUUCCUGGGCAGCACCAGCCUGCCGAUCAAGGCGACGCUAUGGCGCGAGUGGCACGACAGCCGGCUGGUGGCGUGGAAGCACUUCGUUCCGAUGGACAGCCGGUUCAACGACUACUACGGCAUCAUGGAGUACUUUCUCGGGUACGGAGGCGAGAAGCGGGCGCACGACAGCGAGGCGGAGAAGAUCGCGAUGGACGGCAAGGCGUGGGCGGAGAAGGCGCUGCGCAAGGAGGACAUGCAGAUCUACACGCUGCGUCUGCUGCUCGAGUACGCGCGGGUGACGGACGAGAGGAGAGAGCGGAUGGGGUGGGUGCACGACUUGCUGGCGGAGAACACGGCGACGUGA